Molecule: messenger RNA, 1104 nt
Organism: Mugil cephalus (flathead mullet)
Lineage: Eukaryota; Metazoa; Chordata; Actinopteri; Mugiliformes; Mugilidae
Product: macrophage mannose receptor 1-like
Exons: 4
Coding region: 1-1104 (367 amino acids)
Source: RefSeq, a predicted model, not a curated record
AUGCGGGGGAAUCUGUUUCUGCUCAUUCUGAUGGGUCAGUGUUCAUUCGUUCUGUGUAGGCUCUACGAGUACAACUUCAUUGAUACGGAAACAACCCGGGAAGAAGCCCAGAAGUACUGUAGAGACAACUAUUCAGACCUGGCCUCUGUGUUUGACCAGUCAGAUGUGGAGAGACUCAAAGUUCGAGGUAAUGAAUUCACAGACGAAGCCUGGAUUGGUCUGCACAGCAUCGCUGGAAAAGAGGAACGUAUGUGGCACUGGUCUCUACCUGGGGUGGAGUUCAAUGAGACAAAAUGGCUUAAUGGUGAGCCAAAUGACAAAGGUACAGGUGGGAGGCUUGAGAACUGUGUGGUGAUGGAUGCCCCAGACGAAUGGAAGGAUUUUCCUUGUGCCGAGCUACAACAGUUUGUCUGCUACGAUGAAACCCAGCUGCCCAAUAAAACAUUCCAUUUCAUUGACUACAAACUGACAUGGCUGGACGCUCAGAGCUAUUGCAGAGAAAAUUACACAGACCUGAUAAGUGGAGUCGCACAACUAGAAGAGAAAGAAUUAAUCCACAAGAGGAAGCCUAGAAGUAACAUUUGGAUCGGCCUGUUCAGGGACAACUGGAGGUGGUCAGAUGGAAACAAUUUCUCCUUCAGAAACUGGGAAAGUUUUAAUGACACAUCUGGUACUUUGACAAACAAGUGUGCGACUGUGAAGGAAACAGGGAAAUGGGGCUCUGACACAUGUGAUAAGAGAAAAAAGUUCUUCUGCUAUGACGAUAAAGUGAUCCUGAUCAAAGAAAAUAAGACCUGGGAGGAAGCCUUGUAUUACUGCAGAGACAACUACAAUGACCUGGUCUCCAUCACUAACCCUCACCAGCAGAGAUGGGUUCAAGAGAGAGCCAAGAAGGCCUCAACCCCUUUUGUCUGGCUGGGACUGCGCUACUCUUGCUUUCUGGAUUUCUGGUUCUGGUGCAGUUGUGAGGUAGUCAACUAUAAGAACUGGGCCUCAGAUGAAAGUAAUGACUGUGACAUGUCUGGAGCCAUGGACACAGGAGGAGAACAUCAGUGGGUCAAAAAACAAGAUAACGAGAUGUUUAAUUUCAUCUGUUCUAAGUAA